AUGGAGUGGCAGAAUCAGGCGCUGGAAGCUACGACGGACAUCCAAUCCGAGGAAAGGGAAGGUCAGGAACCCGUCGACGCCAGCAGUGGAGCGGCCCGACGCCAGAAAGUCGAGGCGAGUCAGCAUCAAGAUAUUCCUGACUGCCCACCCUCCGACAAGUCGCCGCCGGACAAGUCGCCGUCGGACAGGUCGCCGUCGGAGAUGCGACCGUUGGAUCUAGCGCCUGUCGUGAGCGAAGAGUCGGAUCUAUCGUCUAUCGUAGACGAAGACUCUAUAUCGCAUGCCGCAACGGUCAAGGAGGCGCUAGAAGAUCGCGAUCAAGUGAUACUGGAUAUAUGGGCGAAGGAUCCACUGGUGGAGAAAACCACGGACAUGGAAGGACUGCGAGAAGAAGAUAGCCGAGGUGAAAUUAAGGACGUCAGCCUAGAUCAACUACAUCCGAUGGCGCAAGAUCAAGGAACACAGCCGUCGGAACGCGGUGGGAAAACGGACAUGGAUCCACCACCUGUUGUGGGAGAUCAACCAGACACAUCGGAUCUGGAUCUUACCUGGGACUCAGAUCAAGAUUACGAUGAAUGCGUGUAUUACCAUGAAGGAAGCGAUCUAUAUGCCGAAGAUGUCGAUGGUCAGAUGGCGGUAUUGCCCGAAGUACCUUUGGCGACGGAAGAUGUGAAGAUCGAAGACAUUCAACUAUGCGGAUGGGACAAUCAAACUCCAGAGGAAGUCGAGCGACUCCGCCAAAAGAUGUGGAAGUUCCGACACCUCUUGAUCGGGAAAGGAAAUGCCCUUCCGCCGGCAGCUAGAGGUGUGGUGUGCGAUAUUGAUGUCGGGGGAGCGAGGUCCAUCGCCCUUAAGUGCCGUAAGUUGUGGAUCCAGUUCAGGGUGAAGCUAGCAGAUCUGAUCAAGGCUCUAUUGUCCGCCAAGAUGAUCAACUAUUCCAGAUCACCAUGGGCUUCCCCCAUCGUGGUGAUCAUUAAGAAGAAUGGGGUGGACAUCAGGCUAUGUAUCGAUUACCGGUUGGUUAAUAGCCUGACACAACUGAUGGUACACCCAAUGCCCUUGAUCAACGAUCUACUCGAAGAUCUGGAGUCGACACUUUGGUACUGUUCUUUGGAUAUGGCAAGCGGAUUUUGGGUAGUGAAAAGGACAGAUCGUGCUCGCUUGAUCUCGGCUAUUAUCACUCCUUUUGGACUAUUUGAGUGGAACCGAAUGCCUUUUGGCCUGAAGAAUGCGCCCCAGAUCUAUCAACGUAUGAUCGAUAAUGCGUUGUAUGGGUUCACUCGGAUCUCGAAGUCCGAAGAUCACGGAAGUACUACGGAUGUAUUUGAGAACGGAGGGCCGGUGGAUCCAGGCAAGCUAUAUAUGAUCUGCGACCGAGCUUCGGUGCUCGGUCGCAGAUCAUAUAUCGAUGACAUCCUGAUCCCCGCUAAUAGUUGGGAUCAACUAUGUUACCGAGUGGAGGGGUUGCUCGAAGCGUGUGACAAAUGGAACCUGUCGAUCAGCGUGGUUAAACGCUUCUGGGAGAUGCCCAAGGUGGAAUACCUUGGACAUAAAGUCUCGCACAAUGGGCUGGAGGCGAAUCCAAAAGAUCUGUCUGCAUUAACUGAUCUAGCCUUCCCAGGAUCACUCAGAGCUAUGCAAUCAUUUCUGGGCAGUCUGAACUACUAUAGCCGAUUUAUCGAAGACUACACGAUCUACACGUCGGUUCUGUACGAAUUGCGAGAAAUCGACUUUGCUGCGAUGGCGAAAGAGACCACUCAAGGGCGGAUCCAACAAAUACUGGAAGCAGAAGACGUGGAUCCAAGAUCACAGGAAGAUCGAGAGGUCGACCACCGAAGGACCCUGGAUCUGGAGGCGCCUGAUCCCACGGAGGCCACGGUGGUGGUGUACGCUAGUGAUUGGACCAUCUCGGGAGCGUUGAUGCAGGAAUACGACCAGAUCUACUAUCCUGUGACUUUUGCCAGCCGUACUCUGAAGCUGAACGAACUCAAUUACGGCAUCGCGGAGAAGGAGGUACUAGCCCUUCUGAGGAUCCUAGAUCUCAAUUACAAUACGUUGGUCGAACCUCUGCUGCCGCCUUGGAUACUUGAGAUCAACAAGUGUGUCAAAGGAGAGGACGAGAUCUUGGGAGCAUUGACAGCCAGUAUCACUCCUAGAUCAGAAGUGGAUAAGGUGUUGAUCUCAAUCGCGCCCAAAAAGGAGCUAAGACAGCUGAGGAUCGAACGGGUCCGGCAAGCACAGGAUGAAGAGUCGUGGAUCCUAGGCUUGACGAAGUAUUUGGUUGGGGAGAUCCGGGAUCUGACACAAGAGGAUGCUAAGAUGUUUGGAUCUAUUGCCAUGAAUUAUGAAGUGGAUCAGUCGGAUCUGCUCUUCUACUGCCCGACUACUAAGGAAGCAGCUGCAGAUCGAGACAAGUUGAUGCGACUAGUCAUACCUGAGACGCUUCAACAAGAUAUUCUGCACCAUUACCAUACCAGUCUACAGGGCGGUCACCAAGGGGUUGGCCGCACCUAUGACCGGAUCCGCAAGGGAAAACCUCGGAUCCAGGGCGAGUCGCCUGGUAACCUUCAGGAAACGUACCCAUUUCAGAUCAUCGCCAUGGAUCAUAUACCCUGGCUGCCUAGAUCCUUCAACGGCAAUACCGAAUUGCUGAUCUUUGUGGAUCUAUUCUCGGGAUAUGUGAUCGCCAAGGCUAGUGCCUCCAGAUCCGCUCAAACAAUUGCCGAGACCUAUGAAGAAUGUGUCUUUCGUCGAUUUGUCUCACGAGGAGCCGUGAGCUGGGAAUCCACACUGGUGAGUUUGGUCAUUAGUGUGGCUGAAAGUGAAUGGAUCUGCAAGGAGGGGAUCGAAGUGGAGCGAGAAGGAUUCUGA
Molecule: messenger RNA, 2871 nt
Organism: Phytophthora megakarya
Lineage: Eukaryota; Oomycota; Peronosporomycetes; Peronosporales; Peronosporaceae
Source: the annotation of a GenBank genome assembly